CCAGGAAGCCAAAAAGGAAGCUCACUUUGAAGGCGAGAACGAAUCACAGCUCUCAGAGGUUCAAAGCACAUUCCCCCAUUUCCCAUCAACCCCACCUUUUCUCCAUCAUCAAGAAGAACAAGCAGAAGCCCAUAUAUAAUAGUCAACGCCCGCACCGUUUCUCGACAAUUCACCACGGCCCGACAUCUGUUCCAUCGAUCCUCAGCAGCCCCUCUCCCUCUCUCUGUAGGUGGAGUGGAAGUGGAGAGAAACGAAGGGACAGUCUGAUAGUUCGGUUUCAGUCUGUCCUGUUGUACUGCAAAAGAAGCAGAACGGCUCUGUUUUGUACUUCAUUGUAGUACAUGUGGAAAAAUUGGAUCUUUCCUUCCCCGGAUGCCAAUGAAUUAAUUUCGUAAUUCGCUCUCGGUAUAAAUUUGGAAGCUUUGGGCAGACUCGCGGCAUCCUCCAGCCGCAAUGAUACUUAAAAUCAUCAGCUGAAUCGUGCCGGGAAUUGUUCUUGCUCGAGGAUUGGUUUCGCUGGUUGAGGGGGGAGAGAGAGAGAGAGAUUGAUCGACUUCUCUCACUGUGAUUCAAGGAAGAUUGGGAAUAAUGGCAAUGGCAUUGAGCUGAGCUGAAUUCUUCGCCGUUCUUGACGUUCCUCGACUGAUAUUGCCUGACAGAGUUAGGGGAGAUUCAUCGUUCAUUUGAUAUAGGGUAGAAAUCGGGAUAUUUCAGGAUUUCCCCCAGCUUGGAAGCAUGAGCAUCGAGGACGUGAGCAACCGGGAGGAGGCGGAGCAAGCCGAGGGCGUGGCUGAAGAGGCUCCUCCAAACGGGACCGAGCAGCAGGUCAAACGUAUAUCCCCAUGGACGGACCAGAUCACCAUCAGGGGAGUCCUUGCGAGCUUGGCGAUUGGGAUCAUCUACAGCAUCGUAGUGAUGAAGCUGAACCUCACCACGGGCCUUGUCCCGAACCUCAACGUCUCGGCUGCCCUCCUUGCCUUCGUGUUCAUAAAGUCUUGGACCAAACUCCUCCACAAGGCCGGAAUCGUCUCAGCCCCAUUCUCGAGGCAGGAGAACACGAUAAUUCAGACAUGCGCCGUCGCUUGCUAUAGCAUCGCUGUCGGAGGUGGGUUCGGGUCUUAUCUGCUCGGUCUGAACAGGAGGACGUAUGAGCAGGCGGAUGUGAACACACCAGGGAACGUUCCCAACAGCAUUAAGGAACCCGGGAUUGGUUGGAUGACUGGCUUCCUCUUUGUAAGCAGCUUUGUCGGGCUUCUUGCAUUAGUUCCUCUGAGAAAGAUCAUGAUAAUCGACUACAAGCUGACUUAUCCUAGCGGAACAGCAACUGCUGUUCUUAUCAAUGGGUUCCACACUCCUAAAGGAGACAAGAUGGCCAAACAGCAGGUCCGCGGCUUCACGAGGUUCUUCUCGUUCAGUUUCUUUUGGGCUUUCUUCCAGUGGUUCUACUCCGGUGGGGCUACGUGUGGGUUCUCCCAGUUCCCGACCUUCGGCUUGAAAGCAUUCAGAAAUACGUUUUAUUUCGACUUCAGUAUGACUUAUAUCGGAGCCGGAAUGAUCUGUUCCCACCUUGUGAAUUUAUCUUUGCUUCUUGGGGCUAUACUGUCCUAUGGAGUCAUGUGGCCUCUCAUUAAAGGGCUUAAGGGAGAGUGGUUUCCUUCGACACCACCAGAGAGCAGCAUGAAGAGUUUGGGUGGUUACAAGGUUUUCAUUUCGAUAUCCCUAAUUCUCGGAGACGGACUUUACAAUUUCCUCAAGAUUCUAUUCUUCACUUUCCGGAGCAUCCUCAACCGAGUGAACGACAAGAAGAGUAAAACAUUCCCGGUGAGUGAAAGCGGGUCCCUUGACGAACUCCAAAGAAAUGAAGUCUUCAUAAGGGACAGCAUUCCUAUGUGGCUAGCCUUCUCUGGCUAUGCAUGCUUCUCGAUCAUCUCGAUCAUCAUUAUCCCUCUCAUGUUUCCGGAGUUAAAGUGGUACUUUGUAGUCGUCGCCUAUAUUCUCGCUCCGACCCUUAGCUUCUGCAAUGCUUAUGGGGCUGGUCUUACCGACAUGAAUAUGGCUUACAAUUACGGGAAGGUUGCCCUGUUUGUACUUGCCGCUAUUAGUGGAAAAAGUGAAGGUGUGGUGGCAGGGCUCGUAGGGUGUGGCCUGAUAAAAUCGAUCGUCUCAAUUUCCUCCGACCUGAUGCACGACUUCAAGACAGGGCACCUGACCCUCACCUCCCCCAGAUCGAUGCUCCUGAGCCAGGCUAUCGGGACUGCAAUCGGGUGCGUGGUGGCCCCUCUCACAUUCUUUCUCUUCUACAAGGCAUUCGAUGUCGGAAAUCCGGAUGGAGAAUAUAAGGCUCCCUAUGCAAUAGUUUACAGGAACAUGGCAAUCCUCGGGGUGGAGGGGUUCUCUGCCCUCCCCGGCCACUGCCUCCAGCUGUGCUACGGCUUCUUUGCCUUCGCUGUGGUGGUAAACCUGUUCAGGGACCUCUCACCCAAGUGGAUCAGCAAGUGGGUCCCGCUCCCAAUGGCUAUGGCAGUCCCUUUCCUCGUGGGAGCCUACUUUGCGAUCGACAUGUGUAUGGGGAGCUUGGUCGUGUUUGUGUGGCACAAGAUGAACAGCAAGGCAGCGGCUCUCAUGGUCCCAGCAGUCGCAUCAGGGCUGAUAUGUGGAGAUGGCAUCUGGAUUCUUCCCUCAUCGAUUCUCGCUCUUGCGAAGAUCCACCCACCCAUCUGUAUGAAUUUCAUGCCUUCGACAAAUUGAGUCUCCGUCGGAUUUUCAAGAAGUUAAGUAGGGAUAGAUAUUUACAGUCGAGAUAGGUUGAUCAGCCUAUCCAUCUGGACUUUAGAAUAAGAGUAGCAGAAUCUGUAUAUGUAUGAGCCUCGGACUACAAUAAGUCGAUAAGUUCAAAGAAUUUUUGUUUUGGAGAGU
Messenger RNA from Punica granatum (pomegranate), 2916 nucleotides. The record is from RefSeq and is a predicted model, not a curated record. Lineage: Eukaryota; Viridiplantae; Streptophyta; Magnoliopsida; Myrtales; Lythraceae.